AUGGCAGACAAUACCCCCUCACGUCGUUCGAAGACUCCAAUUCCCGCCACCAAUGUUCCACCAACCCCGAGUCGCAUUCCGGUUCCUACACAAUCCUCGUCGCGAUAUGCUUCGUUUGCAUCUCCCACAAAGGCAAGUUUAGCUCGCCAUAAUCCACAAUUACUCCGGAGAGCUACCUCUACAGGACCAGAGGUUGGCAGAUCUCCGAGUAAAGGGAGAGUACAGGAUGUUUUUGAUAGGGCACUAAGGAAUACACCUCAAGGAGAAAGGGGACGGAGUGUUACUAGUGGUGCAGAAAGACCAAUUGCAGGAUCAACCUUGGGAGGAAGAUAUGAUGCGAUUACUCGCACACCUACAAGAGCGCGAUCUGUGGGAGGUGGAAUGGCAUCAAAACCGAGGCGAAUGUCAAGAUCUCCUUCCAAACGACCAAUCACUGCAGAAACUCCAAAGAGCAAUUUUAAGCCCGCUGUUGAAUUUGAGAAUAUUGAGGGUAUUGCAAAUCCCUUCAGGAGAACGGGAUUGAGGCGAUCACCCGUACCAGGACAAAGUAGCUUGCCUGCGACAGCAUCGCAAGAAUACCAGGACGAUAUUGAUCCCUUCAAGAAGACGGGGCUAAGAAGAUCACCACCUGCUGUAAUGCCGAGCUCGGCAACAAUUGUGCCUCAAGUACCAUUGGAGAUAGAUGAACCUGUCUCCACCACGCCAAAAGAUCCAGUACCUUUACAUGCUUCUACUACACCAAAGGACCCCGCCCCUGCAUACCCCUCAACCACGCCGAAGGAACCCACGCCCGUAUAUGCUUCAACUACACCAAAGGAUCCAGUGCCUGUUCAAGCUCUAGAGCCAUAUCUCAGGGCACCAGAAGAGGUGGUUAUUAGGAGUCGAAGCUCAAGUCAACUUCCUUCUUCUCAGGCCUUCGGGUCUAUUGAUGUUCCCGGCCCGCAAGUUGCAGAACCUGUCGAGCCAGCUUCGCCUGCGAGCCCUGUCCAGCCCCCUCAACUUUCGGAAGAGGAAGAUUUUGGCGUUGACUUGCAAGCAGCAGAUGAAAUUGCCUCUACCACUCCGAGCGAUCCUAUACCAGCUAAGCCACGUACCUUACAAACGGAUCAAGCCUUUGCAAUUGAUGUACCUCAGCGACAGCACUUAGAGGAUGAACCUCAGGCUUCCGAGCUUCCACAGUCUGAUGAUGUGAAUCCUUUGAUGAGCGAUGACUCUCCUACCCAACGCAAAGCGCGACAAUUAUCUAUGUCCAAACCUGCACAGCGGUCAAUGUUCCCACAGUUCAAAAAGUCAUUCCUAUCUCCAUCUAAAAGGCUCCAGCAAUCUACAUCAUUAGAAGAGCCUGAAUUACCGCCGACGCCUACACAACGAGGUAUUGCAGAUCCAGUCGUUACAACACGCCCAGUUGGAAUUCACAACACACCAAGCAAAAGUGCGAGGAGGAAUAGGACUCUCGGAGCAAAGUUAAGGUCAUCUCCAUUGAAACCGCGUGCAGACCUUGCGCCAGAAGUAGAUAUACUCCCAGAACCACCCGUUAAGAGAAGGAAGUCGGCUAGAUUUUCCAUCCCACAUGAUCCCCUUGCAGCAAAGAAGAAAAUUAGGGAUGAUCUUCUUAAGGAACUACAACAAUUGCAAGCCGAUGUCAGUUUAGCGAAUAAAGAGAAUGAAAGGAUACGCUUACACCAUGAGUCGAAAGGUACAAAGUCGGCAAGAGCAUCAAACCCGGAGGAGAUACUAGAUUUGCUCAGACGAUCAACUGCAGCUGAGAAACAAGAGACGAAGCCGGAACCAAUAAGUGCAUUGAAAGCUACUAAUCUCUUUUUACCAUUCUCCGGACGGCGUAAAGCCCGACAAACAGCCGUGCCACAGAUUGAGAAGCCUCUACCAUCCCAUUUACCUAUACCACUUAGCAAUCCACUUCCGCAUUUGCAACUAUUCAGUUAUUUAACAUACACAUCUAAUAUUACUCUCCUCCCGCCUACACCAAUUUCACCCGAUGAAUCUGCUAUGGAAAUCCCGAAAGCGACUCUGCAAUACCAUCAAAUCUCUGCAUCCCAUCCUUCUGGGCUUUUCAGCGCUCGUCUUUCUAUGGUCGUGGAUACUUCCUCUCUGACGAUAUCUUCGCUCAAUGUGGACACAUUAGAUCCAAACGCUGAAUCUGAACUGGGACCAUUUGUCCGACGGCGAGCAAGUGGCAGCGGGCCACUAGGGAAAGAUAUUGGUAUAGUGUGUUGGGCCAUGGGAAGAUGGACUGAAGUAUCGGUGGCACGAGCAAAAUUUUGGUGUGAUGCGGAAAGAGAAUUCGGUACAUCUGAAGCGAGAAAGAGUGUCAUGGAGAAGCAAGGCAAGAGGAAACGAAAAAGAAAGGCUAUUGGUGAUGAAGAAGAUGAGGGGGACAGAGAAGAAAGCUCCAGAAAAUGGACUAGAAAGGAAUUGUUUCGACAAAUGGGACGAACGAGUAUGAACCUCAGUGGAGAUGAUGUUGAGAUCCGAGUUGGAUGGAGGAUUGGCUUUGAUUGGAUGGGUGAUGUAGAGAGUCAUUUAGAUAUUGAUCUGGACUUGCCAAGUAGUUGGCAUAAACAAGACGAUCGCAAUAGUCUGAGUAAGAUUAAAGAUAUGUUCGGAAAAAUGGUCAAGGAAAAAGGACCAUUGGGAGCUCUAAGAAUAACUGUAGGACUUAUUAUGGCAGAGUCUUCAUGA
Sclerotinia sclerotiorum 1980 UF-70 is the source of this 2700-nucleotide messenger RNA. RefSeq lists its product as hypothetical. NCBI's taxonomy places the organism in Eukaryota, Fungi, Ascomycota, Leotiomycetes, Helotiales, Sclerotiniaceae. The record is from RefSeq and is a predicted model, not a curated record. Bases 1 to 2700 code for a protein of 899 amino acids. The transcript has 2 exons.